AUGUCCACGAAAGACAGUGGAACAAUACGUCAAAUGGAACACCUUAUCGAGGAGAAUUUCGGUUUAUGGUUCGUCAACACACGAGCAGAGCUCCGUUCAAAGAAGCUUUGGAAAUACACUCAAGGAGAGUAUGAGUCUGAAGACUCUGCAGUCACUACGGCAACAACCAGUACAGAUACGGAGAUAUCUCCACCAAUUACCAAGAAGCAAGAGAAGGCUAUGAAGGAAUGGGAGGAGAAAUCCCAGGAAGCUGCAGAUCUUAUGACUCCGACAAUCAGUCCAGGUAUUCAACAGAAACUUACGGAGGCCGAAUUCAAUGACGGCUACCUCAUGCUCACGAGACUUCAGACUCUACUUCAGCCUACGGGAUCCUCAGAGUUUAUGCGUCUCUCCAAGGAGUACUACACGCUUCAGUUCAAAGCAUUCAAGACGGUACCCGAGUAUCUCACUCACAUCAAGGUUCUCGAAGAGAAAAUCGACGCCACGAAGGUCACACUCGAUACGAAUAACCGUACGAUUCUCUGUCUCUCCAUAUCAUUACCACGAGAGUACCAGUAUCUCAUCCAAAUUUGGGCUGUUACGCCCUCAAUCACAGCUGAAAAAGCACGUCAAAUGGUCCUCGAGGCCAGUCGGCAACACAAUCAAGCCCUCCACUCCCAAGACUCCGCUCGAUUUUUUAAGGCAGGAUUCCAGGGGAAAGGCAAGGAAAAAGAGCCCUGUAACCACUGUGGAUCUACCGGUCAUCUCAGCGAGAAGUGCUGGACUGAAUAUCCACAGUUGGCUCCGGAUUGGUAUAAGGAAAUGAUGAAAGAUCAGGCAAAACACAAAGGGAGAUAG
This is a messenger RNA of Letharia lupina, 837 nucleotides long. RefSeq lists its product as uncharacterized. The record is from RefSeq and is a predicted model, not a curated record. Gene Ontology annotation, molecular function: zinc ion binding; nucleic acid binding. Lineage: Eukaryota; Fungi; Ascomycota; Lecanoromycetes; Lecanorales; Parmeliaceae. The transcript has a single exon. The coding region runs from base 1 to 837 and encodes 278 amino acids.